GUUAUACCAUCCCCAUUUGUAAUAUUUCCUGGAGAAUGGCAUUGCCAAGUAAAAUCAUCAUAGUAACGAGAACGAGAGUACGCGUAUAGAAUAAUAAAAAAUGAGAAACCGUUAAUAAAAUCAGAGGAUUACAGUAGAUUAAGAAUGGCAAAAAGCAAAUAAAAGAUCCACGAAGCAGAGAACAAGUUAAAAUGGGGAACUAGAAUAUUUUAGAAUGAAAAACACAAAAGUAAUAUGAGCGCAAAGGUAUUUCAUAGAGAAUGUCAAAACUCGAGUAAAACCAGCGAAUAAUAGGAACGAGAACGAGAGUACAGUACGAAUUGGAACUUUGUGCGGAAUAAAAAAAAAAGAAGAAGAAUAUGGCGACGACGUGAGCAUCUUUUGUGUGUAUUUAAAGUGUAUAUAAAACAAACUUGAAGCCUUACUUUUAUUAAUCCCAAGUACCACUGCACGAAAACGCAGAAGAAACGAAAAUUCAUUUGCUGUGUGUAAUUACAGGAAGUAUUGUUCCCAUUUUAGAGCUGGCUAAAAUUAUAAUAAUUACACAUUCGCCACCAUGCUGAUCCGUUUGUGUAGGUGCACCCGAUUCGAUAUAAACUAAUGAUCUCGGAUCGUUGCAGACUCCAAUUCAACCGAAUAAAAAGCGGUGCUAAAAACGGUUUUCCUGCUAACAGCAAUAGUUAGCACCAGACUAUGUCUAACUUUUUGCGACACCAGGAGGUACAAGAGAACACAUAGCCAUGGCUGCGACAAGAAAACUUCAAGGUGAAAUCGAUCGAUGUUUAAAAAAAGUAGCCGAGGGCGUUGAAACUUUUGAAGAUAUUUGGAAAAAAGUUCAUAAUGCCACGAACACGAACCAGAAGCAAAAACAUCUGCAGGAGAAAUAUGAGGCAGAUCUUAAAAAAGAAAUCAAAAAACUGCAGCGAUUGCGCGACCAAAUCAAAUCAUGGAUUGCAUCGGCUGAAAUUAAGGAUAAAAGCGCAUUGCUUGAGAAUCGAAGGCUUAUUGAAACACAAAUGGAGCGAUUUAAGGUGGUUGAGCGCGAAACAAAAACAAAAGCCUAUUCCAAGGAAGGCUUAGGAGCGGCACAAAAAAUGGACCCAGCUCAACGAAUUAAGGAUGAUGCGCGAAAUUGGUUAACCAGUUCUAUUAGUUCACUUCAAAUACAGAUAGACCAAUAUGAAAGCGAAAUCGAAUCACUUUUGGCAGGGAAAAAGAAGCGCUUAGAUCGAGAUAAACAAGAACGCAUGGAUGACUUACGAGGAAAGCUGGACCGACAUAAAUUUCAUAUAUCUAAGCUGGAGACCUUGCUUAGGUUGCUUGAUAACGAUGGAGUUGAAGCAGAGCAGGUGAACAAGAUUAAAGACGAUGUGGAAUAUUAUAUUGACUCGUCGCAAGACCCAGACUUCGAAGAGAAUGAGUUUAUCUACGACGACAUUAUCGGACUUGACGAGGUAGAGCUAAGUGGCACGGCCACAACUGAUAGCAACAACAGCAAUGAGACGAGCGGCUCGCCAAGCAGUGUCACCUCUGGCGGAAGUCCUUCGCAGUCGCCUGUAACAGUUCAGCAGGUAUUACCUCCCUCAAUGCCUGUAGCGCCUAGUAGUGGAAGCAGUAGCACGGUCAGCACAGCUUUGUUUCAAUCGCAGCAAGCAGCACAAACUAACGGCAACAAUGUGGGUUAUGCGAGUGAUACCAGCGCUGCUUCCUCAUCUGCUACAACAUCAACAGAUGCUGCGAGUAGUACAGUUGCCAUUGGUGGAAGUGGAGUGGGUAGCACUGAUAAGCGCAAUAAAAACACCGAAAGCAAUACGAACAGUAAAUUAAAACAACCUCAACCAAUAAAGCCCAUCCCUGUGCGAGCAUCUCCUAAGGCGCUUACGGGUAGUGAUACUCAAGUUAACAAAAUUGUUAGCUCAACACCAAGUAAAAUUAACUCUCAGCCAACAACAGCUGCUGCUAUUGUCGCGCAAAGCAGCAUUAGUGGAAGUGCAGCUGGAAUCUCUAGCUCCAUCGUUGGAAACGGACCACCAACAACAGCUGCUAUAGGGCAUAAUUCUACAGUUCAACCUCAUGCCCCUACGCCAGGCUUUACCGUCACUAACUCUACUACUUCCUCUAAUGCCUCUACAUCAUCUUGUUUAACAAACAGUUCUGUACAAGGCUCGACUGUGAUUCCAGUAGCGCCAACCAUUGCAUUUGCUGCGGUAGCAAAAAACAAUACAUCACUAUUGGAAAAUUCUCCUGCAUUGCAACAACCUCAGCAACAAACCACAGUUCCUACGGUGGCUGCCAUCGUUGGAGCCGGACCUCAGACCCUGCAACAACAGCAACAGCCUCAGGCGGCACAGCUAUCCAAUCUUCAAACGAAUUCCUCUCACAUACAAAACGGUCUAUCAGUCUCAGACGGUAAUAGUGACAACAAUAACAGUAUCAUCGAUGCAAUAUCACUUAAAAGCAUGGCACAAGAAGCUAUUAAUCGAUCAGCAAUCGAUACGACUACCUUAAUUCAACAACAACCCAACAACAUGGAUACGAGACAGUCUCAAUCACAGCAGCCGUCUUCGCAACAAUCGCUCAUGCAACAGCAUUUCAACACGGAAAAUACUGCCAAUCAGCUACAGCAACACCAAGUGCCGCCACAGUUGCAGAACGUCGGAGCAUCGGGGACGCUAAUAAGUUCGGUUGUAGCUGUGACUCACGGUGCAACAGCCAGCAAUGGUCCUACAGCCGGACUUAUUAAUGUGACGAACGCUGCUGGUCAGCCAACAAGCAGCAAUACGAAGCCACAUUCACACCAACAGCAGCUGGCCACUACGGAAGCACACAUUCCUACAUUGUUGGGGGUUACGCCAUUGGGUCCAACGCCACUUCAGAAGGAACAUCAAGUACAAUUUCAAAUGAUGGAGGCAGCUUAUUUCCAUCUUCCACAUCCCAUGGAUACGGAGAAGUUACAAACGUACUUUCAUCGCGCGCCAGUGCCGACUCCAGCACAUUACCCCCAGGCACAGCUGCCCAUAUACGAUACCGUUGAAUUUUAUCAACGGCUUUCAACAGAGACGCUUUUUUUUGUAUUUUACUACAUGGAGGGCUCCAAGGCCCAGUAUCUAGCGGCCAAGGCUUUGAAGAAACAAAGCUGGCGUUUCCACACAAAGUAUAUGAUGUGGUUUCAGCGACAUGAGGAACCAAAAAUUAUAAACGAUGAUUACGAACAGGGUACGUACAUCUACUUUGACUAUGAAAAGUGGAGUCAGCGCAAAAAGGAAGGAUUCACUUUUGAAUACAAGUACUUAGAAGACAAAGAGCUGAAUUAAAUAUGUUGCGAUGUGUGUUGCUUCGUCUGUGUAUAAGAAACCUAAUCCAUUAAACCAAUAAAAUAAUUCUACCAUUUUCAUAAAAAAUCACACGCAACCAAUCAUAACACAACUCUCUCAAUCCUUAAGCCAUCAUAAAAGGAGAAGCGUAAAGAAUGGUAUAAUAAUAUGAUAUCUUACUUGAUUAUCAGGCAAAAGAAAAUGGAAAUUAGGCGAUCAUGAAAACAAGAGUAAGCAUAAGUUAAAAGAAUAAUGAAGUACGGUUUUUUAAAUGCAUGUAAAAACAUAUGCUUAUUUAUAAAUGUUUAACUAUUCUCUAUGGAUAUUUUCUUUGCGCGAAAUAAUUAAAUGAACAAUUUUACAUUUAACUUUCAUAUUGAUUUUGAAUUAUGUUUUAUUCAUUCAAGAAAAACACGCAACAAUUAGUUUCAUGAGUCUUAACUCAAAACUUUCAUAUUGUAUAAAAUUCACAGUCAAGUGUAGCUAACACUUAAACGAUUUUUAUGCGAUUAGAAUAAGCAGCUAAUUAAAAUUAAAAAAAAAAAAAUUCAGCUGAUCUUAUUAAAUUUAAUAUUCUAAUUACGGUUACUAAGAUCAUUGAUUAAGUUCAGUAAAAUGUGUUAAAAAGCAACAAACCACAAAAUAAUGCAUAAAUAAAAAACCUUUAAUAAUAAGAUAACAAUAAACUUAAAAUGAGUACAUAAUUCAAA
Molecule: messenger RNA, 4024 nt
Organism: Drosophila ananassae
Lineage: Eukaryota; Metazoa; Arthropoda; Insecta; Diptera; Drosophilidae
Gene: Not3
Product: CCR4-NOT transcription complex subunit 3
Exons: 12
Coding region: 741-3314 (857 amino acids)
Biological process (GO): nuclear-transcribed mRNA poly(A) tail shortening; regulation of DNA-templated transcription
Cellular component (GO): P-body; CCR4-NOT core complex; nucleus
Source: RefSeq, a predicted model, not a curated record